AUGGGCUGCGCCGGUGCCAAGCCGGGUGGCCAAGGACAGGUUGGCCUGAACGUUCAGGACGCGCAGUCCGGGGCCGUAAGGAGCACCAUUGAGGCCAAGAUCGUGUUGCUGGGCGACUCGGGUGUGGGCAAAUCUUCCCUCGCGCUCCGCUUCUGCCAGGGCCGAUUCAACCCAUAUCAUGAGGUCACGAUCGGGGCCGCCUUUCUGCAGCAGAUCGUCCGGCUGCGAGAUGGCAGCCAGCUGAAACUACACGUCUGGGACACUGGUGGACAG
Molecule: messenger RNA, 273 nt
Organism: Symbiodinium sp. CCMP2456
Lineage: Eukaryota; Dinophyceae; Suessiales; Symbiodiniaceae
Source: the annotation of a GenBank genome assembly